Molecule: messenger RNA, 1906 nt
Organism: Empidonax traillii (willow flycatcher)
Lineage: Eukaryota; Metazoa; Chordata; Aves; Passeriformes; Tyrannidae
Product: protein FAM49A-like
Exons: 10
Coding region: 312-1325 (337 amino acids)
Biological process (GO): regulation of actin filament polymerization
Molecular function (GO): small GTPase binding
Source: RefSeq, a predicted model, not a curated record
AGGACGCCCCGUUCCAGGGCUGACUCUGCACCUGGAGGAGGGGAACACCUGUAGCCAAGACUUCAGGGACUCGCUCACCGCUCCCUCCUCCCUCCCCUCCUUCCUCUCCAUCACCCCAUCCGCCAGCGCUCAUCACCAUCGCGGGGGGGAAGAGGCUGCACUCGGGGCCGGGAGCAGAUGAGGGGUCACCCCCCCCCCGACUGUCCAGGAGCCCCCCGAGCCCCCGGGGAGCAGCGGGGGGAGGACGGGGGCUCUGGCCACCGCCUCUGCCCACAGCCCAGCACCUCUUCCCCGAGCUCCACCUCACCAUCAUGCUUUUUUCCUCUUGUUUCUUCUCUUGCAGGUUUCACAUGGGGAACCUUCUAAAAGUGUUGACUUAUAACGAACUUGACCAAGGCCCUAAUUUUUUCCUUGACUUUGAAAAUGCGCAGCCGACGGAGGCCGAGACGGCGGUGUGGAACCAGGUGAACGCAGUGCUGGAGGAGGCACAGACCAUCCUGGCCGAGCUGCAGUCGUACACGGGCGCAGGGCAGGAGAUCCGAGAGGCCAUCCAAAACCCCGGGGACCUGCGGCUGCAGGAGCGGGCCUGGAGCGCCGUCUGCCCUCUCGUUGCUAAGCUGAAACGCUUCUAUGAGUUCUCCUUGCGGUUGGAGAACGCCCUGCGGAGCCUGCUGGAGGCCCUCACCAGCCCCCCGUACGCCCCGACCCAGCACCUCGAGCGGGAGCAAGCCCUGGCCAAGCAGUUUGCCGAGAUCCUCCACUUCACCCUCAGCUUCGACGAGCUCAAGAUGACCAACCCCGCCAUCCAGAACGACUUCAGCUACUACAGACGGACCAUCAGCCGGAAUCGCAUCAACAACCUGCAGCUGGACGCGGAGAGCGAGGUGAACAACGAGAUGGCCAACAGGAUGUCCCUCUUCUACGCCGAGGCCACCCCCAUGCUCAAAACACUCAGCAAUGCCACCACCAAGUUCGUUUCAGAGAACAAGACCCUCCCGAUCGAGGACACGACUGACUGCCUGAGCACCAUGGCCUGUGUCUGCAGGGUGAUGCUGGAGACCCCGGAGUACCGGAGCCGCUUCACCAACACCGAGACCCUCCUGUUCUGCAUGCGGGUGAUGGUCGGCGUCAUCAUCCUCUAUGACCACGUCCACCCCGUGGGGGCCUUCGCCAAGACCUCCAAGAUCGAUAUGAAAGGCUGCAUCAAAGUCUUGAAAGACCAACCCUCAACCAGCACCGAGGGGCUGCUGAAUGCUCUGAGGUACACCACUCGGCACCUCAACGAUGACACCACGUCCAAACAGAUCCGGGCCCUGCUGCAGUGAGCGCGGGGCGGCCGCCGCAGCCGCAACGUCACCGAGUCACCGACGCCCAUGACCAUACUGCUCAUCUUGUACAGAGGGAAAAGGGACAAUGAGGAACACACAGGAAUACUAACAGAACAUCAAAACGGUCCGAGGCCACCCCCCAAGGCGCUCCUGCCCCGCUUCCCACCCCCCCCCCCAAAUCAGCACCCGCUCCUGGACACGUGGUGCGGGUGGCACUGCGGGGACACCGCGCUGGGGGUGCCGGGGCCGGGCAGGAUGGACCCGGGCAGGGAUGUGCCAACGGGGCCGGUGGCAGCGAGUGCCUAUGGCAUGGGGACACCUUGGGGAGGGGGCAGGUGUCGCCCCUGUCCCCAUCCUGGUCCCCAAAUAUUUGGCGGGGAAGAGGAGGAGGAGGAAGAGGAGAAGGAGGAGGAAUAAACAUCCCUGCGGAUCUGCACUGACUUUAGAGGGAACGGCUCAGUCUCACCUGGUAGAUUUUUAAUAUGAGCAAUUAAAUCCACACUCACCUCUUCUUUUCUACAUUUUUUUUUGUUUUUGGGGUGUGAAAUAAAAUGACAUUUAAUCUGUUCGAGGCCAGA